UGAAAAAAAAAAGAUUUACAUAAAGACAUAAAGAUUAUUCUUCGCAACAUCGCCUCGACUCUGACCCAGAUCUCCUCAAAAUCAACUGUCAAAGUCGCAUUACGAUAUAAAGAUGUAUUAUACGGUCAGUGGCAGAGACCAAGAACGUUCGGUGCACGUUUUUUACUUGCAAACAAUUUGGCGGUUUAUCACAACGUUUAUGUCUUUAAAAGUGCAGUUCCUUGCUGAUUUUAUGUUUGUCGUGACGUUUCAGCUGCUUGUUAUGGCUGUGUCAUGAAGAAUAAAUACUGUGAAAUUUGCAAAGGAAGAGGAAUCGAGAGCAGAUUGAAACUUUGUCGUGUAAACUUUGAAGAAGGUAUUUUGCUGUGUGACAACGCCAUGGGUAAAUUGGUGCAUUCUGUUUAGGAAAUGGUACGAUAGGAGUGUAUCUUUUUUGGUGUCACUAAUGUGUGUGUAUCCCUUUGGCUUUGAACCUGUUGAAAUGUUGGCUGUAAAGGAUGUUCAACGUGAAUGGGGAAGUACUAACAAGGGGAGUAUGAAGUUAUCCUCCAAUAAAGAAAGUGAAAAAGAAGUUAUCAAAACAUCAAAGACUACUAACACGAGUUUCCCUGUUUCAAAAUUCUACUGGUCAAAUUUUAUUAACCUGUGUUGGUUGGAUUCUGUGAUGACCAUCCUUGUAAACAAUCGAUGUCUUCAACUUUGUCUUGAGAAAUUCAAGCCGAAAGGCUCAAUACUUCAAGAGCUAUGUGCAAAGUUUGCAAAAGCUCAAGUACUGGGUCCCAAUGAAGAAGGAAAAACAAUGCUGUACAAUACUCGCAACAAAAUUUUUCAAACAUUGCAAAAAAAGAUGAAUUGUCAACUUGGUGAGAAGGACAGUGUCUUGCAGUGUAUGAAUAUCUUAUUAAAGGAUAAUCCAGUUGUUUCUGAAAGAUUUUGUCUAGAAUAUGAAUGGACAUUUAAGUGUUCUUUGUGUGGAUAUACUCAAGUAGACAGAUUGAAUAAACUGGUUGUUAGUUUCCCGAACACACUUGAAGAUUUUAAUGUGCCUAGAGGAGUUUUUUUGAGGAAUUGUUAUAAAUGCAACACUCCAUGUCAAAGAAGUCAACUGGACAUAAAAAGGUUGCCUCCUUGUGUGAUGGUUCAUUUUGUCGAAGGUGUAAAGAAGACAGAUUUCUUUUCGUCAGGUUUUGUCUAUCAAGGAAAGUGUUACAACUUAUGUCAGUUUAUACAGUACAAGAAGAACCCAGAUCAUUUUGUCGCUUGGAUUCGCCAUGAGAAUGGGACACAUUGGAUGGAAGUGGAUGAUACUCAAAAUAUAAUUUGUAAUUGGAAAGAAGGUGAUCCAAGAGUACCUUUACAUGAAGUACAUCUUGCUGUCUGGGAGCGAAAUUCACUGUAUCGUAAGAAACAUUCAUCUGGUGGACAGUCCGCUGUCGGAAGUUCCCAGUCAACUGAAGAUAUACAUGAUUUACCCAAUGACUAUACUACUAAUACUUCAACUGAAAAUUAUGUUGGACCAAAACACGUUGACCUAUCUGCUUGUAAUAACUGGGAGUUAGAAGACGUUAAGCAAAUGCAGGGGAAAAGUAAUGCCAGCUCUCCAGGAAUAAUUUCUUCGCCAAGAGAUAGCAAUUCAAAUUUUGCUGCAUCUAAGUCUCAUUCGAAGUUUUUUGAAAGAUCAAAAUCUUCUGACAAAUGCAUUAAAGAGGAUGGCAAAGAGUCCUUGAAAAAUUCUAGCAAAAGAAAGACUCUAUUUGAAGCUUAUGUUCCAAAAAAGAAGCGGAAUUUAUCAGUUGAAGGUGAUGGGAAAGCAGCCUUACACGACUUUUCAAGUUUUUCAUGGAAAGGUAAUGAUGCUGCCGUUGGGCAUGAAAAACGAGUUGAAAAAAUUGACAGUCAAAUUGACAGUGGCUAUUCUAGUCCGGGUUCAAACAAUUCUACAACAAGUAAUGCUUCUCAAGGUUGUACUAAGAAUGAAACAUUUAUGAAGGAAAUAAUUCACACAUUGGAUAAUGUUGGUAUGACUAUGGACAACCAGACCAUAAACCACGCCGACAAGAAUCUCAAAAAUUACUCUUUUGAAGAGGGUGAAGCAGAAAAGAAAGUGGAAUCCUUAACUUCAAAUUUUGCAGAUAUUGAGUCAUUCUACAAUUUCGAAAGGGAAUUUAUGGACGACAUUGGCACAAUGGACUUUCUUGAUUUUGAACCAAAGAUUGAAGAGAAAACGAGAGUUGAACAGAAAAAUGAAGCUGAGAAUGAGGGGAGUUUGGUAAACUCCAUCCCCUUUGGUUCAAGUGAAGUCAAUGAAAAUGAUAUAGUAGAAGGGGUAGCUGUCAAAUGUAAUGUAGAAAGAAGAAACGAAGUUGCCGACGAUGUUUGUGUUUCCAAGACUUUUCGUGAAAAUAUUUCUGAAUCUCGUUCAAAUGUCAUGGAUUUUUGUCAGCUAAAGCAAACAAUGACGACGCUUAUUCAUGGAUCUGAUAAUACAGCAGCACGUGUAUUUGGAGAGAAUAACAGUAUUGGAAAAGAAGAAAUGAGUGAAACUCUUGAUACUGAAUUGAUUGAGUUCAAUGAACUCGAUUUGGAAAUUCAAGAAAUCAUGAAUCGAGAAGCAGAGAAAAGCUAUAAGCGUUCAAACCUUUUGUUAGGUCCUUGUGACAACAUAAUAAACGGAUUAUUUCCAAGCACGUCACUAGAUGUGCGUUUAUAGUUUUGCUAAGUACAGUCGUGUUUGUGUGUACCUUUUAAUUGCAUGCCUGAUACUGUUAAAAAAUUCCUUACUAAUCACAAUUACGCGUUAAUCGGUAUUUUUCUUAUAAUUCUUAUGAGAUAUCAAAAAGAGAAGUUAUUGCAAAUUAACAAAUAAAUUGCAAAAUAAACAUUAAAACAGAUAUACAAAAAA
This is a messenger RNA of Xenia sp. Carnegie-2017, 2902 nucleotides long. Its product is annotated as SUMO-specific isopeptidase USPL1-like. The record is from RefSeq and is a predicted model, not a curated record. Gene Ontology annotation, cellular component: Cajal body. Gene Ontology annotation, molecular function: SUMO binding. Gene Ontology annotation, biological process: protein desumoylation; Cajal body organization. The transcript has 7 exons. Lineage: Eukaryota; Metazoa; Cnidaria; Anthozoa; Malacalcyonacea; Xeniidae. Bases 446 to 2710 code for a protein of 754 amino acids.